Messenger RNA from Geosmithia morbida, 1332 nucleotides. RefSeq names its product ethanolamine kinase. Gene Ontology annotation, cellular component: cytoplasm. NCBI's taxonomy places the organism in Eukaryota, Fungi, Ascomycota, Sordariomycetes, Hypocreales, Bionectriaceae. Gene Ontology annotation, molecular function: ethanolamine kinase activity; choline kinase activity. The coding region runs from base 1 to 1332 and encodes 443 amino acids. The transcript is spliced from 2 exons. Gene Ontology annotation, biological process: phosphatidylethanolamine biosynthetic process; phosphatidylcholine biosynthetic process. The record is from RefSeq and is a predicted model, not a curated record.
AUGUCGCCGGCAGCAACGCACGACGACCUCGGCCGCAUUCGCCACAUCCCGCUCAGAUACGACAGCCGAAACGACAGCCAUGCCUCUGCCCUGUCCAUCAUCCGUAGUCUGAUGCCUGACUGGGCUUCGGGGAAGGAUGACAAUGUUGAGUUCAUCCGGUUCACGGACGGCAUAACCAACACCCUCCUCAAAGCCGUCAACCGCUCCCCGGGGCUGUCCCAGGCAGACGUCGACCGCGAUGCGAUCCUCCUGCGAGCCUACGGCAGCGGCACCGCCGUCCUCAUCGACCGAGAGCGCGAGGCGGCCAACCACGAGCUGCUCAUGAGGUACGGCCUCGCCCCUGAGCUGCUGGCCCGCUUCGAAAACGGCAUGCUAUACCGCUUCGUCCCCGGGACACCCUGCCAGCCGCACGACCUGCGCCGGCCUUCCGUCCUCGCCUCCGUAGCCCGCAGACUCGCAGAGUGGCAUGCGCGCGUCCCGUGCCUCCGCAUGACCUCCGCGCCGCUCGCCAACGGGCUUAGCAAUGACCUGGCCAACGGUCCGACUAACGGCCAGAGUAGGGCCGUCCAGGCCGAGUCCGAGGCCAGGAUUGUCAGCGCCUCCGGCGGCAAGCCCAUCCCGAAUCUCUGGACAACGAUGCAGAAGUGGAUCCUCGCCCUGCCCACGGAGACGAAGCAGCAGCGUGAAAGGCAGUCUCGGCUCCAACUCGAACUGGGUGACAUUAUCGGCAAGCUCAGUCAACGCCCAGGCCUCGGCCUCGACGGUCUGGUAUUUGCCCACUGUGAUCUCCUGUCCGCCAAUGUCAUCAUGCACCGGGCCCAGGACGGAGGCCGAGACCGAGGCCAGGACCGAAGCCAAGGAAGCGGCGAUCUCGGUAGCGACGACGUCACGUCAGUAAGCUUCAUCGACUACGAAUACGGCACCCCCUCGCCCGCAGCCUUUGACCUGGCCAACCACUUUGCCGAGUGGGCCGGCUACGACUGUGACUACUCGGCCGUCCCCACCGUAUCCCAGCGCCGUGCCUUUAUUCGCGAGUACAUACGCGAGUAUAUCAAGCUAUCCGACGGCCAGGACGGUAGUCUGGAAUCAGAAGAUGCCGAGGAGCGUAAGCUCAUGGAAGAGGUCGAUGCCUACCGUGGCGUCCCGGGAUUUUACUGGGGCAUCUGGUCGUCCAUCCAGGCCACCAUAUCAGAAAUCGACUUUGACUAUGCCAACUACUCCGAGAGCCGGCUCAGCGAGUACUGGUCCUACAAGGAGGAAAGGGACGGGACGAGGGCAGCCGAAGGGCGCGAGAUGUCCCUGCGCGAGAAGACCUGGUUUCGCGAAGAGUGA